This is a messenger RNA of Lactuca saligna, 447 nucleotides long. The record is from the annotation of a GenBank genome assembly. Lineage: Eukaryota; Viridiplantae; Streptophyta; Magnoliopsida; Asterales; Asteraceae.
AUGUUACAUGAACUCUCAGGGAAUGAUGCAGAGCUUUUCACCAUUCAAGAUGUCCAUGGUGUCGUGGUGAAUAAUGCACAACAAGAAUUAUUGCGGUGGCAUGUUGAAAAUGCCAAAAAUAACCCUAAAAUCAUUCGUGCAAAUGAAAAGUGCGCAUGUGGUGUCAUAGAAUCUAUUGAUCAUUUCAAUUUGGGAACAAGUAUAUCAUCUAGAGAUGUAACGAAUCUUUCAAAUGUGAAUUUUGAUUGUUUUGUCCCUGCAAAUGAAGUAGUCAAACUUUGCUUAUUUUUAGAGAGGUGGCGAUGGCUAGAAGUUGAAAAUCCUGAUGUCUUUUUGAGCAACCUCAAAUUUGGGAUGAAACCUGCAGAAGGAUUAGAUUUGAUUCAUGUGCAUCAGAUAUGGAUCGAUAACAACAUACAGUAUAUGCGAAAUGAUUGGGCCUUCUAA